This is a messenger RNA of Oncorhynchus nerka (sockeye salmon), 4565 nucleotides long. RefSeq names its product fidgetin. The record is from RefSeq and is a predicted model, not a curated record. The coding region runs from base 757 to 2979 and encodes 740 amino acids. The transcript has a single exon. Gene Ontology annotation, molecular function: ATP hydrolysis activity; microtubule severing ATPase activity; ATP binding. Lineage: Eukaryota; Metazoa; Chordata; Actinopteri; Salmoniformes; Salmonidae.
GUAUGUGUGUGUAUGGCUGUGUAUCCGUGUUUCUUUUAAUACUGUAAACACAAUGAUCUGUUUCUUUCUUGGGUAUAUCUGUCUUUGAUAAUCCCAUGCUGAGUCUAAAAUGACAGCAUAUGUAACAGCUUGUGUUUGCAAAUUGAGUUUAGGACUAAACUCGACGGUGCCUUUUGAGCCCCGGAGGCAAUGAAAAAAGAUGGUCUGGGAAGCGAGAAAGACAAGUACAGCAUGUUUUUUUCUCUCUCACCAUGUAGACUGGGAAGCAGUAGGCAGACACAAGGCCGUUGUAAUUCAUGCUGGGCAGUGGGGUUUGUGUGAUGAAAGCAACAGAGCGCUGCCUGGGAGAUUGCUUUGCUGCACUCCUCGAAGCACAUUUGAAACUGUCUCGGAAUGCCUUAGAUGAGAGUUGGAUUAUAGACUGACCUGCAAUGUCUAUGUCAUUCGGUUCUGUGCAGGGUGCAUUAUACUGUGCUAACCAGGUGUUGGGUCCCAAAUCCACACACUGCCCAUGAUGUAAUUGCUCAGCAGUGUCUAUUUUACAGUAGAGGAAGUUAGUUGUAUAAUGGUAUUGGGAUUUGGGAUAUAUUUGUCAGUUCAUUCAUUGCUACAAAGGCAACUUUUCCACCACGUUAAAUGUACCAACUUCUAGACACAACAUACUGACAACGCAAGAAAACUCACAAUAAAUAGCAACUACUAUCUGAUGGUAUUUUUUGACCCGUCUCUCUUUCUGUCUGGUGUUUAGGCCUAAAGAUGCAGUGGACCCCAGAGCAUGCACAGUGGGCCGAGCAGCACUUUGAUAUCUCGUCCACCACACGCUCUCCUGCACACAAAGUGGAGGCCUACCGGGGGCACCUGCAGCGCACCUAUCAGUAUGCCUGGGCCAACGACGACAUCUCUGCACUCACCGCCUCCAACCUGCUGAAGAAAUACGCAGAGAAGUACUCUGGGAUUUUAGAGGGUCCGAGUGAACGAGCGCUGCUCUGCUCCUAUUCCGAUGGCACUCCUGGACUCCUGAAUGGACGUAAGUCAGAGAGUGAGUCCUGGCAGGAGGGGAUUUACCCAAUGAACUGCGCUCCAGAUGUUUUAUCUGUGAGCAAAUCUGGAAUGACAGCUGCCCUUCCCCCAACAGACGUGUCGGCCAGCAUAGGUAGCACCCCAAGGGGGGCCAGCAGCCUGACCGAGCCCAGCUAUUCCAGCAGUAACUGUGGGAGUCACACAGCCACCAGUCUACACUCUGGUCUGUCCUCUCAGGAAUACGCUACGGGCUACAAUGGCUCCUACCUGCACUCUAGUUACAGCGGGCAGACCGCCUCAGGCCUCCCCUCUCCAUUGCACAAUGCUGGUCUCCUACAACCCCCGCCCCCACCCCCACCACCUCCCCCUACUCUAGUGCCCAGCUACAACGCGGGGUCUCCCAACCUCUCCAACUACAAUUAUCCUCCGACAGGGUAUCCCCCACAGACAGCUGUUGCCCCUAGCUAUAGCCCUGGGGGAGCCCCACCUCCCUCUGCCUAUCUGCCAUCAGGCAUCGCAGCUCCCACGCCCCUACCCCCCUCUACACUCCCUGGCUAUACCUACCAGUCCCAUAACCAUGCACCAAUUGCACCAACACCUUUGAAUGGCAGCUCAGCCAACUCAUUGAAAAGAAAAGCUUUCUACAUGACGGGGCAUGGAGAUAUGGACUCCAGCUAUAGUAAUUUCAACUACAACCAACAGCGCUCCUCACAAAGCCCUAUGUACAGAAUACCAGACAACAGCAUCUCAGACUCAAGCAGAGGGAAUGGAUUUGACAGGAAUGCUGAUCCGUCAUCUUUAGCAUUUAAGCACACGAAGCAGCCAAUAUCCUCAGAUCAGCAAAGAAAAUGUUGCAGUCAGUCUGGCCGAGCAUUAACCCCUCCCUCCUAUGGAUCAACCAAAAGCUCUGUGGGAGGCCUGAGAUCGGGCGAGUCCUUUGGAAAGUUUGGAACCCCCCUAAUGAAUGAGCACAGUGAAGAGCAUAGACAGCUCCUCUCCCAUUCCAUAGCAGGGUCGGACAUUGGCAGCGCUACCUCAUCCAGCCACACUGCAGAGGAGCAGCUGAAGAACAGUGAUGCCAACCUCGUGGAGUUGGUCACCACAGAGAUCCUUCAGCCCGGUCCCCCAGUAGACUGGAAUGACAUUGCAGGUCUGGAGCUGGCCAAAGCAGCCAUCAAAGAAGAGAUUCUGUGGCCCAUUUUGAGGCCAGACAUGUUCAGUGGACUUGCCACAUUACCUCGGAGCCUCCUUCUUUUCGGACCUCAGGGAACAGGCAGAACACUGCUGGGCCGCUGCAUGGCCAGCCAGCUGGGGGCUGCCUUCCUGCGGCUCAGUGGCUCAGCCCUGGUGACCAAGUGGCUGGGAGAGGGAGAGAAGAUUGUCCAGGCCUCCUUCCUGGUAGCCAGGUGUCGCCAGCCCUCAGUGGUGUUCAUCAGUGAGGUGGACAUGCUGCUUUCGGCCCAGCUCAGCGAGGAGAGCCCAGUGAAUAGGAUCAAGAGCGAGCUCCUCAUGCAGCUGGACAGUGUGCUGACCUCAGCCGAGGACCACGUCCUGGUGGUCUGUUCCUCCAGCAAGCCUGAGGAGAUCCAAGAGUCCCUGAGGAGGUACUUCACCAAACGGCUUCUCAUCCCCCUACCUGACAGCACAGCACGACACCAGAUAAUCAGCCAACUGCUCUCACAGCACAACUAUUGCCUCAGUGACAAAGAGUUGUCACUGCUGGUCCAGCGGACGGAGGGCUUUUCGGGACUGGACGUGGCCCGGCUGUGCCAUGAGGCAGUAGUAGGACCGAUACAUGGCAUCCCAGCUUCUGACCUCUCAGCCAUCCAUCCCAGCCAGAUGAGACCAGUCUCUUACCAAGACUUUGACAAUGUAUUUAGCAAAUUCCAGUCCAACAUAUCACAAAAAGAACUGGACACAUACACCGAAUGGAAUAAAAUGUUUGGUUGCAGUCAAUGAAACUGAAGCAUUCGAACACGCGGGAAGGAAACCCCUUUCAGAAGGUUACCAUUUAGAAUUCUCAGUAAACAGGAAGUGGACAAGAGAAUAAUACAGGUCGUGGUGACUUUAACACCUGCAGUACAGUAAAGGCGUAAAGGUAGGCCUUAGAGAAGCAGAGGCAUGCUUUACACAACGGCUGGCAAUCUGCACACAACACAUAGAGAAAUAUUAUUUUGAUGCUUGAAACGGAUGAGGCCAAGCAUCGCCUACCAAGGUGCAAGUGGGUAGACUUUAACAGGAUGGAACCCCUGUGUGUGUAUAUAUCAGUUUGCUGUUCUGGAGAUUUAGUUGCUAUCAAGUGCCUGAAGUGGUGCUCUUUUAUUUUAUAGUAUUAUCUCUUCGCCUCACAAUCUACAUUGAUGGCAUGUGCUAAUAUAAAAAGCUUUAAUAUGAGACAAAAACUACAAAAUUGCUUUUUUUUCCAUUGAAACAGUAUUCCUCAACUGUGUCUGUUUUGCGCUCUCUGUGGACAGUAGAAAGUACACGUGUUACUGGUAAUCUGAACCCUAAUUUAUAGACAUCAUUUAUUUUGAUGUUCUCUCUUUAUGAAAACUCAGGAAAGUGAUUGUGAUAUGUACAGUACCUCAAAGAUUGUUUCAAAGCACUAAACAUUUGGCUUGCGUUUGAAUUUGCAUUAUCAAAAAUGGAGGGUUUACGGUACCUCGAAAGGCUAAAAAUGAGUAUGACAUUGAAUGUACCAGAGUGAUUCUGGAGUAUUUGGAAGACAAAAGGAGAAGUGUCGUGUUUUUCUUUGCAAUUUCCCAAGUGAAGAAUCCUAUUGUGAAUAUAGUUUUAUUUGAUAUGUGGCAAAGAUGGAGGAAUGACGAUUCUUUGAUCAACUACAACACAUUCGACUGGCCUUCAUCGACCGGCCACAGUACAUUAAGAGAACACAUUUUAGGAUGUACAUUUUUGCUAAACCCCAUCUGUAGGAGAAAGCAUAGCAUAUGUAUUUGUCGAAUAUUAUCAGCAGCUUAAAUUUGUAUCUCAUCUGCAGAUAAAACUGUCCGGCCACUUGCGGAGAAAUGUGUUAAGGCUGGAAAACGAGCCUCGUGAGGUUGAAACAGACCGUUUCCCCCAAGUUAAUUUCAUUCCAUCCCGCUGCUAUUUUAUCGCGAAUGAAAACGAAGGAUUAUGUUUUCUACCUCAGUUUAUUCGUUUUCUCUGAAAGCAGAAUCUGAGGGUAUGGCAAGAUGACAGAGCCUAUUUCGCUCAUUAAACUAUGAAGCCUUUUGAGGGAACAAAAAAGCUGCCUUGCUGACAACAAAAUCAGCUUAAGUUAGUGUUACGCCAGUGUCGUCCCCAUUCAUAGACACCUAUGUACAUGGAGUAUUCAUUUCUCGGGAACAUGAGCAGGGUGGUCGUGAAAAGGGGUCUGGAGACGUGUGGCCGUUAGCCCUAUCUUUAAGCCCUUGUUCUAGGGUCCUUUCUUACAGCAAAGCUAUGUUGUUACUAACUAUCAAUGUUUAGUAAUGUGCCAGAAAAGGGGCAUUGGAGACACAAGGCCUGAUGAAUGCAUGAAAAAGCCUUGCACUUGUUUUUUG